This is a messenger RNA of Linum tenue, 307 nucleotides long. Lineage: Eukaryota; Viridiplantae; Streptophyta; Magnoliopsida; Malpighiales; Linaceae. The record is from the annotation of a GenBank genome assembly.
CUCCACAGAUACCAUCUUCCCUUUGACAUUAACACCUCCUAAGGAACUCAGGGUUGCAGAAUGCAGAUACCGGUUUGUUGCCAUUCGAAGCUGCAGAGCUUUACUGUUGCUCCCACGAUUCUGUCCACGGCACCAGCUCCAACUGUCAAUACACAUGGAGCUUCAUUUGAUAAUGAUGAUCUCUUUGGACCUGAAUUCCAUGCUGAUAAAGAAACCGAAACACCCUUUCGAUAUGCAGCAAAUGCACAAAAUGAAAGAAGGGAGAAGAACCAGUUCCUCCCUAAGCAAUAACGAAAGAACAUCAACA